This is a messenger RNA of Corticium candelabrum, 885 nucleotides long. RefSeq names its product mitochondrial enolase superfamily member 1-like. Bases 1 to 885 code for a protein of 294 amino acids. The record is from RefSeq and is a predicted model, not a curated record. The transcript is spliced from 4 exons. NCBI's taxonomy places the organism in Eukaryota, Metazoa, Porifera, Homoscleromorpha, Homosclerophorida, Plakinidae. Gene Ontology annotation, biological process: carbohydrate catabolic process; amino acid catabolic process. Gene Ontology annotation, molecular function: magnesium ion binding; hydro-lyase activity.
AUGGUGUGGAGAAUGGCUCAAAGGGAAGUGUGGUGUGGAGAAUGGUCCAAACGGAAAUGUGGUGAGGAGAAUGGCCCAAACGGAAGUGUGGUGUGGAGAGUGGCCCAAACGGAAGCCAUUGAAACUCUGGCCAAACCGCUUCUAGGUCGAGACAUCGGAAGCAUCAUGGCGGAAUUUGGCAAGGUGUUUAGGUCUAUUGCAGACCAUCCCUCCUAUCGAUGGCUGGGACCACAUAAAGGCGUUGUUCAUCUAGCUCUUGCAGCUAUCACUAACGCUUGCUUUGAUUUAUGGAGCAAGUGCAGGGGACUGCCACUGUGGAAGCUGCUGUUGUCCUUUAAUGUUGAUGAAAUUAUUUCAUUUCUCGACUUCAGUUAUGUCAAAGAUGUUCUCUCUGAGCAGGAAGCUGGAAAAAUGCUGGAGGACACGAUGCCUUCUAUAGCUCAACGAAUGGAUGUGCCCGAGAGUGGGUAUCCCGGAUAUGACAUCAGCUUUGGUUGGCUGCAUUUUGAUGAUGACACUAUUGUCAGAAACGUUGAGAAAGCAACAAAGAGUGGAUUCAAAGCAUUUAAAUUAAAAGUAGGAUCGAAAGACAAAGCAAGAGAGAUACGCCGAGCCAAGCUAGUUCGUAGCCUGAUUGGCCCGGAUGUCAAAUUGAUGUUCGAUGCUAAUCAACAAUGGUCACUCUCGACUGCAGUAGAGAUGUGUGAGGCUUUAAAGGAAGUGAACCCUUACAGGAUUGAAGAGCCUACACACCCGGAUGACGUGUUUUUUCAUCAAAAUCUUGUCAGAGCUGGCUAUCUCGUCGCCAUAGGAGAGGCUAUACCAAACCGCGUGACAUUCAAGAACUUUAUGCAGGCACAGGCAGCUAACUUCAUUCAUGUAUGA